AGCGCGUGCGUGAGGUCAAAGUCAGUUAGCUUCCGGUUCCGAGAUCCCGCUUGUUGUCAGAAAGUUUAGAGCUGUCGGUGACUCUCGCACCGAUUUUCGGGGUUCAGAAUUCGCUGGGAGUCUUCCGCUGCAGUCAUGGCGGCCUCCACAGCCGCCGGAAAGCAGAGAAUUCCCAAAGUGGCCAAGGUAAAAAACAAAGCCCCAGCCGAGGUACAGAUAACUGCCGAACAACUUUUAAGAGAAGCUAAAGAAAGAGAACUUGAGCUUCUUCCACCUCCACCUCAACAGAAGAUCACAGAUGAAGAAGAGUUAAAUGAUUACAAACUAAGGAAAAGAAAGACUUUUGAAGAUAACAUAAGAAAAAACAGGACUGUGAUUAGUAACUGGAUAAAAUACGCACAAUGGGAAGAGAGUCUAAAGGAGAUUCAAAGGGCCCGAUCCAUAUACGAACGUGCUUUAGAUGUGGACUAUCGAAAUAUUACACUCUGGCUGAAAUAUGCAGAAAUGGAAAUGAAGAAUCGCCAGGUCAACCAUGCCCGAAAUAUCUGGGACCGCGCCAUAACAACUCUGCCUCGAGUCAACCAGUUCUGGUACAAAUACACAUACAUGGAGGAGAUGCUGGGAAACAUUGCUGGUGCCCGGCAGGUGUUUGAGCGCUGGAUGGAAUGGCAGCCUGAGGAGCAAGCCUGGCACUCCUAUAUCAACUUUGAGCUGCGAUACAAAGAGGUGGAUCGGGCCCGCACCAUUUAUGAACGAUUUGUACUUGUGCACCCUGAUGUUAAGAACUGGAUCAAGUAUGCCCGCUUUGAAGAAAAACAUGGUUAUUUUGCCCAUGCUCGUAAAGUGUAUGAGAGAGCUGUCGAAUUCUUUGGAGAUGAACAUAUGGAUGAACACCUUUAUGUUGCCUUUGCCAAAUUUGAAGAAAAUCAGAAAGAAUUUGAAAGGGUACGAGUGAUCUACAAGUAUGCCCUGGAUAGAAUUUCAAAACAAGAAGCCCAAGAACUCUUUAAAAAUUAUACCAUCUUUGAGAAGAAGUUUGGUGAUAGGCGGGGUAUUGAAGACAUCAUUGUAAGCAAACGGAGGUUCCAGUAUGAAGAAGAAGUGAAGGCUAAUCCACACAAUUAUGAUGCAUGGUUUGAUUACUUACGCUUGGUGGAAAGUGAUGCAGAAGCAGACACUGUACGAGAAGUCUAUGAAAGAGCUAUUGCCAAUGUCCCACCCAUUCAGGAGAAGAGACAUUGGAAGCGCUACAUCUAUCUUUGGAUCAACUAUGCACUCUAUGAAGAACUGGAGGCAAAGGAUUCUGAGAGGACAAGACAGGUGUAUCAAGCCUCUUUGGAACUAAUUCCUCAUAAAAAGUUCACAUUUGCCAAAAUGUGGUUAUUAUAUGCCCAAUUUGAAAUAAGACAGAAAAAUUUACCAUUUGCCAGAAGAGCUCUGGGAACUUCCAUAGGCAAAUGUCCAAAGAACAAGUUAUUUAAAGGUUACAUAGAAUUGGAGCUACAGCUUCGAGAAUUUGACAGAUGCCGGAAGCUUUAUGAAAAGUUCCUGGAAUUUGGACCUGAAAAUUGUACCUCUUGGAUUAAAUUUGCAGAAUUAGAGACAAUCCUUGGCGAUAUUGAGAGAGCCCGUGCAAUCUACGAGUUAGCCAUCAGCCAGCCACGCUUAGACAUGCCAGAGGUGCUCUGGAAAUCAUAUAUUGAUUUUGAAAUCGAGCAGGAAGAAACUGAAAGAACUCGUAGUCUUUACCGACGAUUGCUUCAACGGACACAACAUGUUAAGGUAUGGAUCAGUUUUGCUCAGUUUGAGUUGUCUUCAGGGAAAGAAGGAAGUUUAGCUAAAUGCAGACAAAUUUAUGAAGAGGCUAACAAAACCAUGCGAAACUGUGAAGAAAAAGAAGAGAGACUUAUGCUGCUGGAAUCUUGGCGAAGAUUUGAAGAUGAAUUUGGAACUGCAUCAGAUAAGGAGAGAGUAGACAAACUCAUGCCAGAGAAAGUCAAGAAGAGAAGAAAGGUCCAGGCUGAUGAUGGGUCUGAUGCAGGCUGGGAAGAAUACUAUGAUUACAUUUUUCCGGAAGAUGCUGCCAACCAACCGAACCUCAAGCUCCUGGCCAUGGCCAAACUUUGGAAAAAACAGCAACAGGAAAAGGAGGCUGCAGAGCAAGACCCAGAUAAGGACGUGGAUGAGAGUGAAACCUGAUCUUCUUGUUCAUGUUGAUGGUUUUAUUAUUUUUAUAAAUUAAUAGUUUGUAACUCUUGUGACUCAAGUUUUUGUAUAUUUCACCACUAAUGAACUGACUGAAAUCUUUGGCAGCUACUUUUUGAAUUAUUUUUAAAAUGCUCGAGGGGUAGUUAGCAGGAGGGGGUAAAGAAUUUUUUUUAACUGCUGGAUUUUUUUGACUGAAUCCAAAUAUUUUUUUGUCUACAUAAUACAUUAUGAAAUCUAAGUAAGGUAAUGUUUAGCACCCACUUUAGAGGGAAAUGCAGGCUUUUGAAAGAACUUUGUUCUAGAAGUUUUCAAGUUACAUUCUAUAGGAACUUUUAAGGUGUAGUUUUCUCAUGAUUGUCUUUUUCAUAGAAAUACUUUAUGCAUUUAUCUGAAACGUUUUUCUUUCAUGUCUUUAGAGUCACGUUAACUUGAGUUCCAUUCUCAGCUCCACUUAGUGAUAAAUAAUUCAACCGUUUUUAGUUUCUCCACUCAAAAUGAGCUAACACUUUGCCCAGCUCAUUUUGAAGAUUAGAUGACAACUAUACCUAAUGCAUUAGUAAGUGCUCAAUGAAAUGUUCAUUCCUUAUAGAAUUGAACGUGCUUAGAUUAACUUCCCAAAUUCUUACUUUUAUGUCCAUUUAUACUAAAUGCUUUUCAAAACAUUAGUUGGAAAAUAAUUUACAGUGAGUAUAUUUCUGAACAAGGUCUUUUUUACCAAGAACAUUAUUAGUCAAAUUUCAAGUUAUGCUCUAAUUAGUUUCCCAGACUGUUAGGAGCUCUGUAGUGGCUUAUUUAAAAACCAGUCAUAUGUCUGCCAUGAAAAUGAUGUUUCAUACUCAAGUUUGGGAAACCCUAGAUUAAGGGUUAAUUAAGCCUUAUUAGUGACAUCCCUUACAGGCUUCUCAGAGUCUUUGAUGUGCUACUAUACAUAUGAAUUACCAAUGACAAUGCUGGCAUGUUCCCCAAACUUACUGGGCAAGGGAGUCAUUUAUACCUAGUGCACCAAUAAAUAGAGUAGAAAAUGUCUGUCCAUAAUACCUUACACAUUAAACUUACUCCUGCUUUAGCACAUGUGAAAAACACCCAAGGUAACUAAUUUGCUAAAUGUAACUUAAAUAGCAUACGAAGGAUAAUGUAUUUGAUGAUACGUUACAUUCUAAAGCAAAAACUAUUUGCCUUAAAUGACCUGCGAUGGUUUCCUUUAAUCCGGCCUACAUUUCUCAAACCUAUCUUUUCUUGUUCUGUUCACUGCCCAAGCUACUGAGCCUGAACUAUUUAUCUUCAAGGCUGUUUUUCACCUAUAAGAACGGUUAGCAAAUCUAUUAUUGGUAAAUUUAAUUGGACAAAUUAUUAAAUUUGCAAAUAUAUAAUUCACGCAGGAAUAAAAGCUAGUCAAUAUGUUAUUAAAUUUUAUCUUGAAAGUAAGGUAGUUUUUGAGGGCAUAACAAAAUAGGCCUGUUAGGAUAAAAGAGAAACCUGUUUUCAGCCUCACUGGUUUAGUUAUUAGAUCAGUAUCAGCAGUUGUGGUGUCAGGUUCUGACUGUUGAGUGAGGUCUGCCCUGAUCAGUGAAGAGGGACCUUUGUGAUUUUAACAUUCUUCGGCAAAAAGUGCAGAGUCAAAGAGUGAGAUGAAAACAGGUCAAAAUGCUAAUUUUAUGUUGCUUCUAUGUGUAAGAAAAAAAAAAAAUGGUGAUGUUUUCAAUGCAAACUCCUUUAACACUUCCUGGGAUGUGCCAUGAAGGAAAAUGCAUGAAGGAAAAAGUUACUCUCUCAUGGUGGAACAUAAAGGAUUCAUUUCUUUCUUGUUCACCCUCAACUCUAUCAAAAUAAAUCUUUUCAAAAGUAAAGCUUUUUAAAAUCAUUCUGUGGGUUUUUCUUUAGCUAAGUUACUUCUUUUAGUCAAUAUUUUC
Molecule: messenger RNA, 4118 nt
Organism: Pteronotus mesoamericanus
Lineage: Eukaryota; Metazoa; Chordata; Mammalia; Chiroptera; Mormoopidae
Gene: CRNKL1
Product: crooked neck pre-mRNA splicing factor 1
Exons: 14
Coding region: 136-2199 (687 amino acids)
Biological process (GO): mRNA splicing, via spliceosome; spliceosomal complex assembly
Cellular component (GO): precatalytic spliceosome; U2-type catalytic step 2 spliceosome; Prp19 complex
Molecular function (GO): protein binding
Source: RefSeq, a predicted model, not a curated record